AUGCUUAAAUAUGAUAAGCAAACAAAAAUUCUGAAAUGCUUGCCACGGAUCUCUGCUCGGCUAGAUGUUGGCCAAGUGUUCGACGGGCGUGCAACAGGGAUUCACACUAACGAGAGCUUGGUGGCUCGUACUGCCCAGUUCAGAGCAAAGAUCACACAGUGCAUCAUCUGCCGAGGCGCGGUGAUCGGUGACAACGCAGAGCUCACAAGUGUUAUUGUGACAAGGGAUCAGCGUGUCAGUGCUAAUGGUUAG
Messenger RNA from Ostertagia ostertagi, 252 nucleotides. The record is from the annotation of a GenBank genome assembly. NCBI's taxonomy places the organism in Eukaryota, Metazoa, Nematoda, Chromadorea, Rhabditida, Trichostrongylidae.